AUGGUUUCCUGUCCUAUCUGUCAGAAAUCUGUCGCUCAGUUGAAGAUUAACGAUCAUCUUGAUUCCGGCUGUCAGAGUUUCGUUGAAGAACCGUCUUCGUCCCCAGUCGAGCUAUCCGCCUCUCAGAGAGCCGUCCCGAGUAUAUUCCAACCUUCGUCCGCACGCAAAGCCUCCCAAUCCAGUAUCCCAAAAGAAUCUCCAUCUCGCAGUAUACCCACUCCACGCCCAAACGGCAAGCGAUCGUUCACACAAGACACUCCAACACGAGAGAAUGGUGCAAAGGAACCCAAUGGAGAUCAGGUGGAGCCGCAGGCCAAACGUCCAAAAGUCAAUGCUUUCCAAAGAGCAGCUCCGCUUGCAGAACGGAUGCGCCCCAAGAAACUUGACGAAGUCUGCGGCCAAGAACUAGUCGGUUCUUCCGGGGUACUCCGUGGGCUUAUCGAACAAGACCGGGUCCCGAGCAUGAUUCUUUGGGGAAGCGCCGGCACAGGCAAGACAACCAUUGCGCGAGUGAUCGCAUCUAUGGUCGGCAGUCGAUUUGUGGAAAUAAACAGUACCAGCAGUGGAGUUGCCGAGUGCAAAAAGAUCUUCGCUGAAGCCCGGAGCGAGCUUGGUCUCACGGGCAGAAAGACCAUCAUUUUCUGCGACGAGAUCCAUCGAUUCUCCAAAUCACAACAAGACGUCUUCCUUGGUCCCGUGGAGAGUGGCCAAGUGACUUUGAUCGGUGCUACUACCGAAAAUCCAUCCUUCAAAGUCCAAAAUGCCCUGCUCUCCAGAUGCAGAACAUUUACCUUAGCAAAACUCACCGAUGAGGACAUCGUCUCUAUUCUUCAACGUGCUUUGAGAGUAGAAGGGCCGAACUACAACCCAUCGGAGUUGGUUGAUGACGAGUUGAUUCGAUAUCUAGCCCGAUUCGCGGAUGGGGAUGCUCGGACCUCGCUCAAUCUCCUGGAAUUGGCAAUGGAUCUUUCCAAAAGACCGGGUAUCACCACAGAUGAUCUCAAACAGUCUUUGACCAAAACCUUAGUGUAUGAUCGUGCCGGUGACCAGCAUUAUGAUACAAUCUCUGCUUUUCACAAAUCUCUUCGAGGCAGCGAUCCAGAUGCGGCCCUAUACUACCUGGCGCGCAUGAUCCAGUCCGGUGAAGAUCCUCUAUACAUUGCUCGACGAUUGAUUGCCGUCGCUUCCGAGGAUAUUGGCCUAGCAGACAAUAGUAUGCUCACACUAGCAAUCUCCACACACUCUGCUGUAGAGAAAAUCGGACUCCCCGAAGCAAGAAUCAAUUUGGCUCAUGCAACUGUCGCCAUGGCGUUGUCGAAAAAGAGCACACGGGCAUAUCGUGGACUGGCCAACGCCUUUGCCGCUUUGGAUGAACCUGGCAUUGCAGGCCUGCCUAUUCCUAUUCAUCUCAGGAAUGCACCGACCAAGUUGAUGAAGGAACUAGGGUAUGGCAAGGAGUAUAAGUAUAAUCCAAAUUAUGUGGAUGGCAAGGUUGAACAAGACUACCUCCCAGAGGAGAUUCUCGGCCGUAAAUUUCUGGAGGAUUUGGAUCUUGGUACACAACGAGAUCCAGCUUUGUACAGUACCACGCGCAGGGGCAAUUGA
Messenger RNA from Penicillium odoratum, 1605 nucleotides. RefSeq names its product ssDNA-dependent ATPase MGS1. Gene Ontology annotation, biological process: DNA repair; regulation of DNA repair; DNA-templated DNA replication. The transcript has a single exon. Gene Ontology annotation, cellular component: nucleus. NCBI's taxonomy places the organism in Eukaryota, Fungi, Ascomycota, Eurotiomycetes, Eurotiales, Aspergillaceae. The record is from RefSeq and is a predicted model, not a curated record. Gene Ontology annotation, molecular function: enzyme activator activity; DNA binding; ATP hydrolysis activity. Bases 1 to 1605 code for a protein of 534 amino acids.